GUACCGUUGGUUGCAAGGAGCCAUCUACUUGCACUGUGCAGGUGUAUGCCUACUGUGUAAGCUUACUGUGUUUGUGUUGUGGUGAAGGGACCGGUCACUGAUCAGUUUUCAAGGAAAAUGCUCGACCUACUCACUCUGAAAGGGAUAUCGAAACAGAUAAUUGUGGCCUCGGUGGCUUCCCUGGGCUAUCUCACAAUUGGACUAAUCCGUGGAUACUCUUCUUCUGCCGUACCAUCCAUGUCAAAACAUGAUCCACAUCUUGUACCUGAUGACUACAUCAUUUCUUGGAUUUUGCAAGUGGUUUUAAGUGAAAAAGCAGAGCAGCUACCAAUAACUAAAUGUGCUCUUAAUUUAAAUGCCCAAAAUCGUGCUCAUAAAUCCACUAUACAUUCACGCCAAGUGUAUUUUAAGGUAAGCGAGUGUGCAGUUCCAAAAAUACGGGGGAUCCUAGGAUCGUUACCAGCCUUAUUCAUGGCGUUCGGAGUUCUGGUUUCAUACAUUCUAGGAGCGUUCAUGCCUUGGAAUCACCUAGCCAUAGCUUCAGCACUAUUCCCUCUAGCAAUGCUCAUAUUUCUGAUUCCACUUCCGGAGUCGCCGAUCUGGUUGCGCAAUAAGAACAGACCGGCCAAAGCGGACGAAGCCCUGCAAUGGCUCAACCAGAACCCACAUUCUAUGAAGAUGGAUGUGUUCAGUGUUGCUACAUCAGAGAGUAAAACUCCUCAACAACCGAAAACAGUUGUUGCUCUGCCAGUUGAUAAAUCAAAAGACACUAAAAACAAAACUCCACACCCCUAUGCUUCAAGCGUACUAUUCUCGAAGCCAAUCAUGGUCCCAUUCGGGUUAUCUUGUAUGAUACUCAUAUUUCAACAAGUGAGUGGUAUAGAUACUGUUAUUUUUUAUACAGUCAUGAUCUUCAGUGCGAGUAAAAGCUCGAUAGGGGAUUAUACAGCUACUAUUAUGGUAGGACUGGUUCAAGUGGUGGCGACUUUUUUAUCGAUAUUCUUCAUAGACAGAGUUGGCAGGAGACCUUUGCUUCUUGUUUCAGGGGUGACAAUGGGAUUUUCUAUGGCAGCGCUGGGAACUUACUUUCAUCUGAAAGAUCAGAACAAAGCUGAAGGACUUGGUCUCCUGCCAGUUGUGAGCCUGAUAGUAUUCACAGCUGGUUUCUCAAUAGGCUACUGCAAUAUUCCAUUCCUACUCAUGGGAGAACUCCUUCCAUUAGCACAGAGAAGCCUUUUGAGCUCCAUCGCCGGAGCUCUCAACUUGGGCUCUAUGUUUCUAAUUAUAAAAACCUAUAAUAAUAUUAAGGAGCGUGCUGGGGAACAGGGUGUUUUCUGGCUUUACUCGUUUUUCUGCUUUCUUAGUUGUAUAUUUGUUUUCUUCUUCCUUCCUGAGACAAAGGGGAAAUCACUAGAGGAAAUUGAAAACUACUUCCACAAAAAUACAUUUGACAUGACAGAUGAGAAACGAUCAGACGAUGUAGCCGAUGAGAAGAAGUCAGCUAAACAAGAGGAUGAUAGAAAAUGAAAACCAUAUUCAUAUUGAUUGAUUUCCUCAAUCUUCAACAAAUCGUUUAUGAAUUUGCCUGGCGCUUAAACACUCCAUCAACACGAAGCGUGACAUUCAAGAUUUAGGACUUCAUGUGAAGGUACGUACAGACGAACACGCGCAUUUCAGCCGAUGAUGUGCUCAUUAUAUGUGUAUAUUAUUGUUACUGUACAAAUACAGAUAGGCUAGCUUCACACGCAUUUGAUUUCAUUCGGUUCGGUUCGGUUCGUUACCGAAAACGAAUGAGGCUUUCAUACAUGUCAGAUUUUAAUUCGUACGGUUCUAAUUAGUUAUUUUCUUCUCAAACACAGCUGUGUUUGGAUUCCCACAGUUCAUGCUGGUAUAUUCAAAUAUAACAGCUGGUGUUGAAUUGUAAGAUGUUAUUUCUUGAACAUCAACAUUUUAAAGUUAAUUGAAAAUACUGUGAAUCAUUUGAAUAGUUUAUUUUUGAUUAUGUUAAUUUCGGAUAUUCAGAGAGAUUAUUUUUUUAAAUUGAAAAUUUGCUGUUCCUUGUUUUGACACAUGGUAUAUAAACUUCAUCUCUUCUCCCCAUUGAUGAAAUCAUGAAUUCGUGGAUGAAUAAAAAAAUAAAAAUCCUCCCUGAGUUUUAAUUUAAACGGUAUCUUUCAUAUUUUUUUAGCAAACUAUUCAUUGAGAAAAAAUGUUCCUGUGAACUAACAGAAAUGAAUUGACCAUAUGAUUUUGACUUGGAAAAUUUUGAAACAGAUAAAAUGAAAACAAAUAAAUAGGUUAAAACAGGUUAAAAUAAAAACAAAAAAAGGCAAGCGUGUGUAAAAGACUUUUUUUCCUGUUGUUUCCCUACUAGCAACGAAUUCGAAUAUAUUAUGAAACCCAUUCGUGUCGAGGGGGCGUUCGGGUGUUAUGCGGUUGCUAUUCGGUACCGAAAUCAAACCGAAUCAUCGUUUCACACUUAUAGGAAUUUGCCGAAAACGAAAUGAACAGAACCGAACCGAAAGUGUGUGAAAGUAGCUUCUCGCUAGCAACGAAUUGAAACCUGAUGGAAUUUAUUAGAUUCAAGUGGGCGUUCGGUUCUAUGCGGUACCGAAUUCAAACCGAAUUACCGUUUCACACUUAUCGGAAUUUGCCGAAAACGAAACGAACCGAAUGAGUGUGAAACUAGCCUAAGAGAAGCAUCAGUUGAUGAAAAGUGAAAUGCGCGUCUUCGUGGCGCAUAAGUCUGUACGAACCUUUAGAUAUAGGAUCGUGAACUCCAUGGAAAUCUAAAUGCCUUGUUUGUGGGCAUAAUAAUAAUGUGCAAUUUUCAAUUCUCUUGUAAUGAUAAAUCUAGGAAUUAUAACUUUUAUCCAUAAACAGGACCUAUUUCCAAGUUGAGCCAUCCUUGAAGAAUGAGAUAUAUUCACAAAACUCAUUCCCCACACCCAGACUUGUUGUCUUUAUGGGGAAUAUUCAAUAUGUAUAUCAAUUAAUUUGAUGUUGUGAUUAAGGAAUGUAAUAAUAAUAAUAAAUGUAUAUUUUGUC
This is a messenger RNA of Nilaparvata lugens (brown planthopper), 3048 nucleotides long. Its product is annotated as facilitated trehalose transporter Tret1-2 homolog. Gene Ontology annotation, cellular component: membrane. The record is from RefSeq and is a predicted model, not a curated record. Gene Ontology annotation, biological process: transmembrane transport. Lineage: Eukaryota; Metazoa; Arthropoda; Insecta; Hemiptera; Delphacidae. Bases 118 to 1527 code for a protein of 469 amino acids. Gene Ontology annotation, molecular function: transmembrane transporter activity. The transcript has 5 exons.